AUGUUCGACCACCAGUGGCCCGAGUCGACCCAGAAACGGGCCAGGGAGGACGACGAUGCCGCAACUGGCACCUUGGGCUUCACCGAGCACCGAAACAAACGCCUGCGUUCUCUGCCACUGCGGUCCUCGCCCGCCCAGAAGCGAUGGUCCGGCCCCCCGAGCUUUCCUGCCACCCAGAUGGCGCUGACUACCGUCACGCCAGCCGAUUCUGACUCGGAAGAGGCUCAGCAUGGCAGUCAGCUGUCAAACCCGCCCAUGGAUGUCGAUCAGGAUACCGACAUGAUGGCCGAUGUCACCCUUCCAUCCCAGCAUCUACAACCCGGCCCGGCCCAGCCCGACCGUAUCGCCUCGACCAUCACCGGACGAAUGCCAACCCCGAUCCACUGCACCUUUGCUGCCCAGGUACGCGGAAACAGCUGGGCAGGAGUGAACCAGACUGCCACUGCUACUAUACCGGAGGGCACCACUACUGGCUUCGCCCACCCACAGCACGUCUCAACGAGACGAGACCCCUCGGUCCCCCGAUCGCUUGAUGCCGCAGUAGAGUGGUCAAUGGUCCAAAACCGACGCCUGCCAUCCCCCAUUAGUGAAAAUGGCGGCGAGGAGACACCGACCAGCCCGGGCAUGCUACUGGACUCGUGUGCGCCAGUGGCCUCAGUGGCCUCACAGCUUCAGAGGCCGUAUCUACCACACAUGCCGCACUCCACCAAUAUGCAUGCCAUGGGUCCCAUUCAUCCCAAUAUCCAGUCAUCCAUCCAGUCAUCCAUCCAGUCAUCCAUCCAGACAUCCAUCCAGACAUCCCCGCAGGCUGCCGACACCGACUCGUCCAUGAUGGACACGGAUGCCACCUCCCCGUCUUCGGCACCGGCUACGCCCUCACCCCGAAGCAAGUUUGGUCACUCGCGAAGCAAGCACACACUCAACAACUGGACCCUGCAACCCGGCAUGAAAAAGUCGUUCAGUAUAGGUUACAGGGCCGACUGCGAGAAGUGCCGCCUGAAGAUUCCAGGUCACUUCAACCACAUCAUUAUCUCCUAG
Molecule: messenger RNA, 1038 nt
Organism: Anthostomella pinea
Lineage: Eukaryota; Fungi; Ascomycota; Sordariomycetes; Xylariales; Xylariaceae
Source: the annotation of a GenBank genome assembly